Molecule: messenger RNA, 4005 nt
Organism: Labeo rohita (rohu)
Lineage: Eukaryota; Metazoa; Chordata; Actinopteri; Cypriniformes; Cyprinidae
Product: zinc finger protein 616
Exons: 2
Coding region: 192-3029 (945 amino acids)
Cellular component (GO): nucleus
Source: RefSeq, a predicted model, not a curated record
AAAGGAUUCAAAUACACAAAAAUGCUGAAAAACCAAAGAGUUUGUGGGACCUGAAGGAUUUUUCUGAAGAACAGUGAACAAACAAGUGACUCAUGAACAACUAUCACAAAAAAACAAAACAAAACACAGAGCUGUGGAUCAUUCAGCUUGAGUGGGGGGAAACUUAGAAACUGACAGGCGAUUCGCACAUCAUGCUUGAAGGAGAGACCAAGAAGCAAGAAACCAACUCUAAUGAUGCUGAUAUCAAGGAACAAUCAGUAAAGAGAAGAAUGGGGGAAUUAAUUUCAAAAGGUUUGGCAUUAAACUCCCAAAACAGAAGUGUGGAAGAGCCGCCACCUUUAGCCACUAAUGUCCUACCUGACUCCUUGCCCUGUAAUGUUGAGGAAAAAGAGACAGAAAAAGGCUCCUGUGAAGCAGAUGUAGAUAAAUUUCCACAGCAGGUGACCCCUGUCAACGAGGCUGAUAUGGAUGCACAGACAAGUUCUAAUUGUCUUUCCAGUACCACAGAUAAUGAACCAAAAUCACUGCUGCUUAAUGAAGAAUUAAAUGAACCACUAGUCGACACUCAGAUGUCUGUUACAACAGAUGACAAGAAUGAAUCCCAUUGUUCUUCUGUCCAAACAUCUGACGAAGCUGUCUGUGAUGUAUCCUGCCCUAAUAUAAGCGAUAGCCAAUGUGAAGAUCCUGACAAAAAAAUCCUUGAGGACGCUGUCGAUGCAAACAGCCCCGACACUGAAAAUCAAGAAGCUGACGCAUUAAACCAAAAAGAUGUAACAAUGGACGAAUCCUCUGUAGAUCAUUUACCUGAGAAUCAGGAGGCAAAUUCAGAGCAUAAUAACCAGACACCUUCAACUGAAGAGAAUGCUGAGACAAGCAGUAUGGAGAUCACAGAAAGUAAACGUGGAUAUCACUCCUUUUCUCGCGGAAGGCCACGCAAAGAAAAACGGGUUAUCAAAUGUGAAUAUUGCGGGCGCCCUUUCAAUCACGCCUCAGCGUAUAUUAUUCAUCUGCGUGUCCACACAGGUGAGAAGCCCUUCACCUGCCAGGAUUGUGGCAAAGCCUUCGCUCAACUCUCCAAUCUUCGAUCCCACAGCAGAGUCCAUAAAUCUAAAAGAGGGAAACAUGCACACAGACACCAAGAUAAAGCCACGCCUGAGAAAAUUGUGGAGGAGAACAAAGUAAGCAUACCCGACAAAAUGGAAAGUGAUCGUAGUAGUCAUAGUAAUCAAAUCGCCCCUAGAAGGAGGCGGCGAGGAAGAGGGAAAGGGAAACCCCAAACAUGUCCGAUCUGUGGCAAGGUCUUUUGUUACAAGUCUGUCCUCAAAAUCCAUCUUCGUAUUCACAGUGGAGAAAAACCAUACUCUUGUAAGGUGUGUGGCAAAUCAUUUACUCAAGCGUGCACAGCACGUGUCCACGAAAGAGUGCACUGGUCCAUUAGACCUUUCUUGUGUACAAAAUGUGGUAAGGGAUUUUCUCAGAUCGGGCCGUUAAAAGUGCACACUUGUGAGGGUAAAAGAAACCCUCAUGCCACCUUGAAAGAAAUGGAAUUGGAUGGUGUUAUCACCUUCAGGUGUCACCUUUGCAAAAAGUGCUUUGGCACCAGAGAUGAGUAUGAAUUGCAUUUACAAGGACACACGGAUACCCAGCGUUACACUUGUGACCGCUGCAAGCAGACGUUUAGUCUCGCCUCAGAGCUACAUACGCACAACAAGCACUGCGUUUCCAUCCGGAUCACAAAAGUGAAGCCUUCUGGUUACGGUUCACCUCACAGACUACAACCCAAAAACUCCUUGAAGAGAAGAAGUCCUCAAAAAAUGCGGUGCGCAAGUCCAGUUAAAUCUCCUCCGAAAGAUUUCUCCUUUCCGAGGAAGCUGAAAAAAUCCUCGUCUUUACUUGCUUGCCCUAUUCAAGUCAUGGCCGCAACUGUUUACGACUCUCAGAAUAACCUCUAUUCAGUCAGUCAGCCAAUCAAAUCCAGCUAUUUUGUAUCUCAAUUGAACAGUACUCGCCACAAAGCAGAUCCAAGAAAGUACUUCUGCCCACAGUGUGGACGGAUAUUCCAGCACGUUGGACGGCUGAGAGCCCAUAUGCUCACUCAUUCACGGGGGAAAAUCUUCAUGUGUAUUGAUUGCAACAGGCCGUUUAAAAACUGGAACAAAUUUUGGAUUCAUCAGCGGCUGCACAGACAAAAAAGAGGACGCUUUUUUUGUCCCAAGUGCGGUCAGGGGUUUCGAUUUGUGGGAUUGUACAAUAAACAUCUGCAGAAGCAUCCAGAACUGAACGCUUACGCUUGUCCCUUCUGUCCUCAUACGUUCUCAAAUGCGCAAAAGUUGAGGAACCACCAGCAAGAGUGGCACCGCUCAACCAUGCCCUUUAUUUGUGAUAUUUGCGGAAAAGGUUUUGCGAGCGCGGUUAUUCUUAAGCGACACGGAGUUGUUCACUGCACAAAUGAUCCGAUGGAGACGCAUUACACCAUUGAUCCGCAGUCUGCUGUGCAUCCUUACGAAUGCGGCACGUGCAGUGCCAGUUUUGAGAACUUGGACUUGCUUUUCCACCAUCAGCUCCGCCACAAGCCUGUAGAUAAAGGAUCAAUAGCAAUGAAAGGCCAGCUACUUAUGAUGGAGGAACAUCAAUCUCACCAUCUCCAGCGUCAAAGCUAUGAUUAUGGUCUUCGUGAUAAUCAGAGGCAAGAGAAGCUCCUCUCAUUCCCCCGCUCAAAUGGAGGAGAAAUGCCUCGUCGGCUGACGCACAUUGGUCCCUCAACUUUGCAUCCGCCACAAAAGCCAACACCAAACACUGAAGCCCCAAACACCUCUAGAACUAAUUCUCAAACUAAUGAGGUGCAAAUGGUUGAAAAACACACUAAAAACACAGCAACUGAAGAAUUAAAUGGUUCAAGCCGUUCACCGUCUAUAUUGAAGACAGAGGACACAACUGGUGACUUAAUUUGCACUGAAUGCAAUGCUUGUUUUUCCAACCUCAUACAACUGCAUGGACAUUACUUGGAACAUGCCAGAGGAGAAAUAUGAAUAUUCUGUAAAUGUUUUUGUUUGAUUUGUAUGGGAAUCGCAUACUUCUGAAACUUGUGAAAAUGUUUGCUGUAAAUGAAUAUUUGUUUUUCUCUUGUGAUAUCAACAUUACUGAUGUGCUGACACCCAAUUUUGUUUAAAAAAGAAUAGUUCUUCAAAUAUGGAUUAGAAAUUCCCUUGUAUUGUUUUAUUUAGUGAUCCUAUUGUUGAGUUAGAUAUCUGUUAGUAUUGGUGCUGUUUUGAAAUUUUAAAGAUGUUGCUGUUAACAAAUUAAACAUCUUGUCUGACACCGCUCAAAAUGAAGUCUUUUAUGUUAAAGGAGUAGUUUACUUCCAGAAUAAAAUUUCCUGAUAAUUUACUCACCCCAUGUCAUCCAAGAUGUUCAUGUCUUUCUUUCUUGAGUCUAAAAGAAAAAGUUUUUGAGGAAAACAUUCUAGGAUUUUUUGCCAUAUAGAGGGCUUAAAUGGGAACCAACAGGUUGAAGGUCCAAAUUGCAGUUUCAGUGGAGCUUCAAAGGGCUCUACAUGAUCCCAGCUGAGGAAUAAGGGUCUUAUCUAGUGAAAUGUUCUAUCAUUUUCUGGAAAAAAAAAAAAUAUAUAUAUAUAUAUAUAUAUAUAUAUAUAUUUAUAUACUUUUUUAACCAAAAAUGCUUAACUUCCACUUGUUCGACCGGUACCGGAUGUACCGAUCCAGUGUUUACAAAGCGAACGUACAAAGAAAGCCAAAAGCCCUUUACAAAAAAUGCCAUGAAAUUUCCAACAUGAUUAUUUAAUGCAAAAAAAAGUCGUAGACGUGCAUCGCAAAAACCUUAAUUUCUUUUCGGCUGAAGAAAAAAAGACAUGAACAUCUUGGAUGACAAGGGGAUGAGUGAAUUAUCAGGAAAACCUUAUUUUUGAAGUAAACUAAUCCUUUAAUAGAAAAUGAUCAUGGAUGUUCAAAGAGGUUUUAAUAUUUCACCACACAUUUUAUAAAUAAA